Messenger RNA from Nerophis ophidion (straightnose pipefish), 1618 nucleotides. RefSeq names its product solute carrier family 25 member 17-like (gene slc25a17l). Gene Ontology annotation, molecular function: ATP:ADP antiporter activity; AMP transmembrane transporter activity; FAD transmembrane transporter activity. Bases 178 to 1125 code for a protein of 315 amino acids. The record is from RefSeq and is a predicted model, not a curated record. Gene Ontology annotation, cellular component: mitochondrial inner membrane; peroxisomal membrane. The transcript has 9 exons. NCBI's taxonomy places the organism in Eukaryota, Metazoa, Chordata, Actinopteri, Syngnathiformes, Syngnathidae. Gene Ontology annotation, biological process: mitochondrial ATP transmembrane transport; mitochondrial ADP transmembrane transport.
GGGGCGUGGUUACCGCUUGCACUUCCUGUUUCUGUUGACACGACGGUUGGUCACGUGUGUGUGUGUGUGUGAAUUUUUGACUUACUUUCUUACUUGCGUGUGAAUGUUUGACUUACUUCUGCAAUCUUCACGGACACUUCACUCCUCCUUUGUUCUCUGACGCCACGAGCCGCACACAUGUCCGCUCACGGAAGCGCGGUCCUCGGCCUGCUGUCCUACGAGACGCUGGUGCACGCCGUGGCGGGGGCGAUGGGCAGCGUCACGGCGAUGACCACCUUCUUCCCCCUGGACACCGCUAAGAGUCGCCUGCAGGUUGAUGAGACUCGAAAGUCAAAAUCCACCCCAAUCAUCCUGGCUGAAAUAGCCCAGGAAGAGGGCGUGCUGGCUUUGUACAGAGGCUGGUUUCCGGUCAUAUCCAGCCUCUGUUGCUCCAACUUUGUCUACUUCUACACCUUUAAUACACUCAAGAGGCUGACAGCCACCGGGCGCCACCAAUCAAGACUUGGCAAAGACCUGCUCAUUGGCAUUGUUUCAGGGGCAGUCAAUGUGAUCCUGACCACACCCAUGUGGGUGGUCAACACCCGCCUCAAGCUUCAGGGAGCAAAGUUCAGAAAUGAGGACCUUCAUCAGACGCAUUACAAGGGCAUUUUUGAUGCCUUCUCACAGAUUAUAGCCAGCGAGGGAGUGGGAAGUCUGUGGAACGGCACGCUGCCUUCACUCAUCCUCGUCCUCAACCCGGCACUGCAGUUCAUGUUCUACGAGUCCAUGAAGAGACGGGCAGGUCAAGGAGGGAGGAAGAUAUCAUCUGCAGAGAUCUUCUACAUUGGAGCUGUUGCCAAAGCCGUCGCCACCACUGCAACAUAUCCACUGCAGACAGUUCAAGCCAUCCUGAGGUUUGGCCAGCAUAAAGGUGAUGGAAAGAGCGGCCUGAUGGGCAGUCUGGCAAACAUUCUCUCCCUCCUCAUGGAUCGCAUCAAAAAGCAUGGCCCUCUUGGGCUGUACAAAGGCUUGGAGGCCAAGCUGCUUCAGACGGUCCUCACGGCCGCCCUCAUGUUUGUGGUGUAUGAGAAGAUCACCGCCGCCACCUUCAAGCUGAUGGGCCUGCACAGGAAGCUCAAGCAGUGACCCGCAGACCCGCCAGUGGACCUGGACGCACACUUGAGCGCCAAGAGGUGGGAUUUGUGCCUUUCUUAAGGAUGCAGCUUACUCACCCUCACUUCAAAUACGCAACAUAACCAGAAGGCAGGGCAUACUUGCCCUUUUGCUAGAAAAAAAAGAAGCCUAACUGUUUGGUUGCUGUGUUAAACCAAUCUAAGAUUCAUGUGAGGCAACUGCUACACAUUCAUCAAAACCAGGGAAGGCUUAAGAUGAAAAUAAUGACCUAUUUAGAGAAUCUUAUAUUUAAUUUAAGCUUUUACAUAUGGAAUUCAAGUUAUGUGUGUCAACACAUUUAGGAAAAAAGUAAGGUGCUUUUAGGGAUGUUAAUUUACAUAAACAUGAUGUAUCAAUUCUCCUCAUGAAUGUCAGUAUGAACUAUGAACUAUUAGAUACAGUGGGGCAAAAAAGUAUUUAGUCAGCCAGCGAUUGUGCAAGUUCUCCCACUUCAAAUGAUGACAGA